AUGCACUGUACUGCUCGAGACCCUCCACCAUUUCUACCACCUGCCAAAAGACAAAAAUCUCAAACGCCAAUCUUGAAUGGCUGGUCGAGAGAUGCAACCAAUGGGACCCGUGACCCUACCCGGGGCGGACCGUUGACCCAAUCACGCCUCGUCGUGACCCCAAGUCCAUCAGAUGUCACGUCGAACGGUGUGUCUUCAGAGAAACAGUCCCAGCAGAUUAAGAGAUCCCCUUGGGGACCACUUUCAAAGUUCUCAUACCCGGGCUUGUCCAGGGAUGAGCUAGCUCUUGAACCUAAACGUGAAAGAUCACCCUCCCAGCAAAAUGGACUCUCGCGAAAGGCGGCAAGCCCGUUACUGGAAAGGAUCACCGCGGCCAGGGAGGCAGCCCGCUCCGAAACUCCCUCUAUCUCUAAGAAUCACGACAUACGCAGGAAUCCGCCAGGAGGUAGUCAGCUACGACGACAUGAACCGUCGGGGCCAUCUAGGCCACUAGAUUCAUGGACCAAACCUCUAACCAAACCAGUCCACCCGCAUUCUCACGCCAGUAACCCUUCCCGACCAAACAAUGAAUCUCCCCAGAGACCAUCAUCCUCUUCCCAGAAGUUGGUAUCUGUGGAAAUCCCGCUGCGGUCUGGAACUACUCCUGCACCGCGAAAUACCCCUUCGUCUCAGUCAAAUAUUGAAGUUAGGAUACCUCUUGGUGGACUCAAAGCCGAGAGGAAACAGCUUUUCCAAAAACUCAGACAGAGCACCCAGCUAGCGAAAGAGAGGCCUGAGCAGGUUCAUCGUGUAUUCGGGCAAACUGGCUUCUCUCCGCUGUUCAGUGUCGAAGAUGACCACGAGCGAAUGCGAAAUCUUGCCUCGAAAAAAAAGAAGAAGGCUCCACAAUAUGACACCCCCCUGAGUACUGGAAAUUCUCUUGUCAGUUCUCUACAGAGAUUGCAGCUCGGUGAAAUGGUACACCCUGCCGACUCGGCGCGGGACGUACUGACAAGCCGGUUCGACGAGAACAUUGUCCCGCCAUUGACGUUUGCCAACGAUGUCAAUCAAAGACGUUUGAAUGGAAAGUUCCAGUUCACCGAUCGUUAUAUCAUCGGGGAGGGCAUCAAGAUGGCCCCUGCGAGCACAAACGUCGGCUGCUCCUGCAAGGACUGCGAGCGAUCGACGUGCCUGUGUUUCACCAAAGCAGUGCCGGACGCGGUUGGCAAGGGUGUGCACCACGAGCAGAUCCGUACCUAUGUCCGACGGCCUGACGGGAUAGUUGUACUUUCUGACAAAUACAUCGCGAACGAGUUAAACCCAGAUCCAAGAAUCAGCCACUUCGAAGUCACCGAGUGUAACGAUCUAUGCGCCUGUGGACCUGACUGCUGGAACCGAGUCGUCGGCAAAGGCCGCACCGUGCCGCUCGAGAUCUUCGAGACGUCGCGGUGCGGGUUCGGUGUACGUUCGUCGCAGGACAUUGUCAAGGGCCAGUUUAUCGAAUUGUACCUCGGCGAAGUGAUCACCGAAGCGGAACUCCGGCGGCGGGAAGAUACCGCGGAAGAGGAGGAGCCGAGUUACAUCUAUUCGCUGGAUUGGUUCGGGACGCCUAACGACAAGCACUACCACGUGGACGGGAAAUACUUCGGCUCAGCUAUGCGGUUCGUCAAUCAUAGCUGCGAUCCCAACGCGCGAUGCUUCCCGGUGCAACUGCACAAAGGCGAUAAGAGGGUCUAUCUCCUGGCCUUUUUCGCCAUCCAGGAUAUCAAGGCCGGCGUGGAGAUCCGCAUCUCCUACGAAGGCCGAGACAGUAUACAUCAUGAUCCCGAUUCCGACGCUAAGGGCGACGGCGAUGGGGAAGGGGAGGGCGACGAAGAACUGGUGCGGUGUUACUGUGGCGCGAAGAACUGUCGCAAGUUCCUAUGGCCGUCUAACGUCAAAGCCCGACGAAGGAGACGGAAACUGCCUAUUGAAACCUUCACGACUCUUUCAACGACACACAUAAUAUGCCAACGCCGACCUUGUCGAACCGAUUCUGGCAGACACAGACACAAGAGACACGACCCGAUAAUCACGACAGAGGAACUCAGACCACUGUGGAGAGAGUCCCUAUACCAGUAG
Messenger RNA from Capronia coronata CBS 617.96, 2100 nucleotides. RefSeq lists its product as uncharacterized. The transcript is spliced from 2 exons. Gene Ontology annotation, molecular function: zinc ion binding; histone methyltransferase activity; protein binding. Bases 1 to 2100 code for a protein of 699 amino acids. The record is from RefSeq and is a predicted model, not a curated record. Gene Ontology annotation, cellular component: nucleus. Lineage: Eukaryota; Fungi; Ascomycota; Eurotiomycetes; Chaetothyriales; Herpotrichiellaceae.